This is a messenger RNA of Penicillium taxi, 717 nucleotides long. RefSeq lists its product as uncharacterized. NCBI's taxonomy places the organism in Eukaryota, Fungi, Ascomycota, Eurotiomycetes, Eurotiales, Aspergillaceae. The transcript has a single exon. Bases 1 to 717 code for a protein of 238 amino acids. Gene Ontology annotation, molecular function: zinc ion binding. The record is from RefSeq and is a predicted model, not a curated record.
AUGGACACAUUAUAUGGAAUGGAAAUGGAAACCUCCAGUCCAAGAAACCUCCCCUCUAUAGGAUCAUUUGUAGACAGUCUGAUAACCGAGCUGAUCAGCUUUCAAUCAGACAAUGUCGCACAGACGGAGAAUCAACAGAAUCCCCUUUCCGGCCUCUCAACCUCCCAACUAGCCAAAGUUAAGCCUAUAAUGCUCACACUACAUUGCAUCUUUCCAAAUGACUUCCUGCCAGCAAUGGACAUAUUGGAUCGAAAGCUUGUGCAGCGAAUGGUGCGUAGCGACAGAGCACCCAUCAGCCACAACAUAAACACAGAACAGAAAUGCUCCAAUGGGAUCCCUGAAGACAUAAUCUUCGUCAGAUCAGCUUCAGCCACUGCAGCACCUACCCAGGAACCAGACAAAGGCUAUGAAGUCCGCCUGCAGGCAUGGAACUGCACAUGCCCCACAUUUGCACUAUCGGCAUUUCGAGAUCUAGUAAGACUGGAGAUGAACUAUUCCCCUGAAACAAUGUCUUAUGGGCAGGACGAGCCUGGUCUUUAUCCAUUUGGUGGGUCUCUGACAUGUACUACGGAUAAGAGGGUGCCACCAGCUUGCAAGCAUAUAUUAGCUUGUGUGCUCUUCGUGCGAUGCCCCGGGUUGUUUGGGGGUGGAGGGGAUGGUAUCCGCCAUGUUUCCAUGGAGGAGCUAGCUGGUUGGUGUGCGGGUUGGGCUGGUUGA